AUGCCCAGCACCCUCCUUAAAACUCUCGGCCUCGCUUGUCGACACCUUUGGAACAUUGCCAAACCCAUCAUAAUAAAGUUUUUUUCUGAGUUCUCAGGAGGGUGGGCCGGAACCUCUAUUGUUUGCGUGGGCCAAUUCACCCAGUCCGCUCUAGACCUCGACGAACGAUUCUGGUCAAACGGGCCUCUUCGACAAACCCCCAAGAGUGCGACUUCAACUUUAGCUUUCCGAAUGUCAUUAGUAGUUAUGCACUCGACAGAGUUAAUCGGCAUCGUUGACACAUCCGUCAAUAGGCCCCGAGUUCUACGGAAGUUAACGACUCGCGAGUUUGUUAUCGCACAUAAAAUCGCACUAAAUCCGGAGUAUGUUCAUGGCCCGUUCAUCGACGCUCUUGGAUUCGGUGACGGGAUCGUUUCUCGAACCUUUUGUUCAGCUAAUGAUCCUUACGUGCUGCGCUGCAGCGACCCUCAAAGGGGAACACACUGUAAGGGUGUCUGGGUUGGGUUGGACACAACCUAG
Messenger RNA from Paracoccidioides lutzii Pb01, 519 nucleotides. RefSeq lists its product as hypothetical. The coding region runs from base 1 to 519 and encodes 172 amino acids. The transcript is spliced from 2 exons. The record is from RefSeq and is a predicted model, not a curated record.